AUGUCGAAUGAUCGAAUCACGGUUAAACAACUCUCUUCAGGAGUUAUGGACAUGAAGGUAUGCGUUUUUCUUAUAGAAACUGUUUUUCAAAACAAAGUUGUUUUUCAGUUCAUGCUUCGCAAGAAAAAGCAACUGGAAGCGAAGGAAAAAAAGAAGAAAGACGUCGAGAUUCAGAGAAAGUUUGAGGAGCCGGUUCAGCAAUCUUCUUCGAAUUCAACAGAAAGAAAUUAUGAGAUUUGCACAGAUUUGACAAAAUUGGAAGAUUUAUCAUUUGGUCGAAUGUCAUUCAAAGGCUAUAAUAAGGAAGUUGAAGAAUUAAUGGUAUAUUAUGAGCGACUGAAAAACGGCGAAUUAUUUGAUGAUGAAGAUAAUGGUGGAAAAGACGUUGAUGAUAAAGAAAUGGCACAAACGUGAGUUUUUGAAAAAAAACAGUUUUUAAUUGAAAAUUUGAUAUUUUCAGCCUCGGUUUGAAGAAGAAGUUUAUGUCUAAAAGAGAGAGAAAUCAAGCAGAUAUGAAAUCAAAUGUUGAAACUUCUUCGAAAAAUGGGAAAUUCAACUUUUCCGAUGUCCGAAAAAGACAUGCUCAACCGGAAGAUGAACCAGAAAGAAAAUUCAUGAAACCAUCGGAUUAA
Caenorhabditis angaria is the source of this 632-nucleotide messenger RNA. The record is from the annotation of a GenBank genome assembly. Lineage: Eukaryota; Metazoa; Nematoda; Chromadorea; Rhabditida; Rhabditidae.